Molecule: messenger RNA, 2430 nt
Organism: Clarias gariepinus (North African catfish)
Lineage: Eukaryota; Metazoa; Chordata; Actinopteri; Siluriformes; Clariidae
Product: transmembrane protein 200C
Exons: 2
Coding region: 200-1729 (509 amino acids)
Source: RefSeq, a predicted model, not a curated record
GGUUCAGACCGCCCCUUUAGGCGACUGGAUCUCUUCUGUCGGUUCAUUUCCGUGGCCGGUGAGGCGCACGAGCGCGAGCGAUCUUCCAGCGCCAUGGCUCGUUACUACUGAAGUGGAGGCGCGCGCGCGAGCUCUGAGGCGCGAGCGAUGGACAGGCGUCAUUUCGGAUGACUGACAGAACCAUUGUCUAGCAGUCAAAAUGAUAGCGACAGGCGGGCUCCUGAGGAUCUCCCGGCGGCAAGAUUCGCUCCGCACCAAGAACCGAGCGGAAAACAAGCGAAGGAGAAAAGCCAGGAAAAAGAUGAAGAACAAUGUGGUGGUGGUAAAGGGGAAGCUGAAGCUGUUCUCCGUAUCUGGCCUGGUUGCAGCAAUCGGAUUGUUCGUCUUAAUAGUGGGAAUAUCAAUGGCCGUCCUGGGAUACUGGCCUAAAGAGACCUCAAAUUAUCCAAAAGUCUUACCAAGAGAGACGCAGCUCAUAAAACAGGCAACUGAUUCUAAAAAAAAAAUUCAGCCAGCAUCAAACUUUACGAGCAAUACAAAGCUCUGGAUGAAGCUGCACUGGAAUAGCAGUGACGGUACGAUUAACGCUACCAAGCCUAAUUUCCAUCCUGUUGGAUUUUUUGAUGGUUUGUUUACCACUUAUCUGUACUCCGACAACCUCAAAGUGUUUGGACCACUGGUUAUGGGAAUUGGUAUCUUCCUUUUUAUUUGCGCCAAUGCCGUACUCCAUGAGAACCGGGACAAGAAGACCAAAAUCAUUGACCUGAGGGACAUUUACUCUACGGUUAUAGACAUCCACAGCUUGCGCUCCAAGGGCCAUGCUCCUCUUAACGGGCUGUUAGACUGCACACAGUCCAAGGAAGGAGAUCUUCCAUCAGCCACACAUAGGACAGCCAUGCCUUCAAGAGGCUCCUGGCCUUCUACUGUCUCAUGUAAAGAAAAGGAUUACAGGAGCUCAUCGUUCAGCAGAAAGUUUAGCUGGUCUAGAGAAAGACAGUCACUUACUGAGACGAUCUACACCAUAUACAGAGAUCAGAACAAGCUUAAAGAACCAACACCUGCUCCCAAGGAGUGGGAGACACGCUCCAUAGUCACCUCCUCAGUUAACGCUUUCACAUUACCUGUAAUUAAACUCAACAACCAUGAAAUGGAGGCGAGAGAAGAGCGGGAGGGGGAGCAUGUUACACCAUGCAAUCUGACAGAAAAGCUGCAGCCAGAGUGCCAGAGCUCUGAAUUCUCAGAAGAACUUCUCAGCACUGCCAUACAAACCGAAGCUGAGGUACUGAUGGCAGGUUUGUCGGUAUCUCGGGAUCCCAAGCUCUCAGGUGAUGUAUCCAGUGGAUGCCAGCAGCAGCUGCAGCUUCCCGGUUCUGGGUUUAGGAUCCUGGGAUCCCACCUGUCCCUGAAUGCCCUUUCCGACCUGGGCACUGGACGGCACGAAGAAAGGUCACGCAGAUUCAGCUGCCCGAGGCUGGACCGCUUGGGCAGUAAGGGCUAUAUAAAACUGGCAGCACUAGGAGGAGACUCAUUUGAAGCCCCAGAUGGGGUGCCAGAAACAGGUGUGGAGGAACCAGAGCAGACAGGAACACAGAGUUAUGUUAUGAAUGCACAAAUAUUCCCCAAUAACUCCCUCACACAGCUGCACACAGAACCUAUCAUGUUGAACCCUCACACAACUGAUGUAGACAUGGACCCAAAGGCAAAUCUCCAGCAGGGAGAGCAGGUCUGAGCGAGUCUGAGCAAGUUUCUGUGCUCAGGAAUAUAAAUAAGGUGUAGUCACUAACUGCUUAGAGUUCUUUUGUGGGCAGUUUACUUAGUUUGUAGCAUAAAUAAGGUAAGAUUUUGUCAUGAGCACGACACUCAUAAAAUACUUAAGUAUUUCAAAAGACUGGAGGUAUAAUCCAGCUUUCAAAGAGACCAUCACUCACUUUUGUGCAGUAUAUAGAUGAUAAGUCCAAAAGUAGAGACGAGUUCUUGUUCUUGUGCCUUGCACUGAUCUGUUAGGCUUAUAUGCUGUUCUUGUCCCGCAUUGUGUCACCAGAUAAGUAACUUUCCCUGUAAUAAUUAUUGAAUUGUGUUAUUGUUGUGUUUUCUGCAGAACUUUUGUCACAUGAAUGACUCUGUUACUUAAAAUCAAAUACCUUUCUUCAGUUCUUAGUCAAAGCUACUAUAUUUGUAAAAGAAACCCCAUCUUGCUUUACAUAUACACACAUACAUACAAAAUAUAAUUAUGCAACCUCAUGAACUUUGUUUCAGUGUACCUGGAUAUUGUUGUGCAAUCAAACAGCAAUAACUGUUAGAGAUGAAUUCUCAGGUUUCACCCUGGCUGGAAAAUGAUGAAGGCCAUAAAUUAAGUGUUUAUUUUUUUUUUUAGAGACUAUUUUGUGGUUGAAUGUAUGUCAAGUUCAUGCACAAUUGUUACUAGUCAAA